Messenger RNA from Postia placenta MAD-698-R-SB12, 819 nucleotides. RefSeq lists its product as hypothetical. Gene Ontology annotation, molecular function: zinc ion binding; hydrolase activity. The record is from RefSeq and is a predicted model, not a curated record. NCBI's taxonomy places the organism in Eukaryota, Fungi, Basidiomycota, Agaricomycetes, Polyporales, Adustoporiaceae. The coding region runs from base 1 to 819 and encodes 272 amino acids. The transcript is spliced from 6 exons.
AUGUUCAUUGCAAUUAUCGGAACCCGAUCUGCCGGGAAAUCCACCGUGCAAGACUACCUAAUCGACCGAAAGGGUUUUCAAGCCGUUCGACUGCACAAGGGGGAACAGUCGCUAUACUUUUCGACGUCUUCCGAUAUGCUGGAGCAUGCCACCAGAAACUGGCGCAUGAAUUUCGUCACAAUCGAUCUAGACACACAAGAAUCACUGGAGCAGUUUGUCAGGCGGCCCUUCAUUAUGGUUGUUAAUGUAGACGCGCCAAUAUUACUUCGCUUUGAGCGAGCACUAAGGCUUGCAAAACUGCACAUCGUCAAUGCAUUUGACACCAUACCGGCUCUUCAUUCCCAUCUGGAUAACUUAAACCUUCUGGAUCAAGGUCGCCUACGACCAGGCUGGGAUGCAUACUUCAUGCAACUCGCCGAGCUGGCAUCGGAGCGAUCAAAUUGUAUGAAACGGCGCGUAGGAGCCAUCUUGGUGCGAAACAAGCGAAUUCUAGCAACAGGGUAUAACGGCACUCCCCGCGGCCUCACAAAUUGUAACGAAGGCGGUUGUACGAGGUGUAACAGCGGGAAGGAAGCAUCCGAUGAAUGUGUAUGUUUACAUGCGGAGGAGAAUGCACUCCUUGAAGCUGGCCGAGAACGCGUCGGGGACGGUGCCGUUCUUUAUUGCAACACUUGCCCAUGUCUUAAAUGUACGAUCAAGAUCAUUCAGACCGGCGUGAAGGAAGUUGUGUACAACCUCAGCUACAAAGUAGAUGACUCAUCAGCAGCUUUGUUCAGCGAGGCUGGCGUGGUUCUGAGGAGACAUUCAAUGCCAAAAUAA